Malurus melanocephalus (red-backed fairy wren) is the source of this 780-nucleotide messenger RNA. Its product is annotated as basic salivary proline-rich protein 4-like. The transcript has 2 exons. Lineage: Eukaryota; Metazoa; Chordata; Aves; Passeriformes; Maluridae. Bases 1 to 780 code for a protein of 259 amino acids. The record is from RefSeq and is a predicted model, not a curated record.
AUGCGGGGCCCGGCGGGCGGGGCUGGCGGUGCCAGUGCUCCCCGCGGCAGCGCCCGGGGCAGGGCCGGGCCUGAGGGCACCGCUCCGCACCCCUCAGCAUCCCUCAGCACCCCUCAGCACCCCUCAGCGCCCCUCAGCACCCCGCAGCACCCCUGCCCCGGGAGCGCCGUCCCGCCGGCUGCGGGGAUGCGCCGGCCCCGACGGGGCGCGGGCCGGGCACAGACACAGACACAUCCGAGCCGCAGGUGGCAAGCGCGCCCGCGGGCAGGCAGCGGCCAAGGUCUUCUCGGGCUGCGGCAGCAUCCCACCAUCCCCGCGACGGAGUCGGAGGAAAAUGCACCAUCACGAUGGCACGGAGGGCUGCGCUGCCCCCCGCACCUAAGGCAGCUGGCGGAGCGGAGCGCAGCCCCGCAGCAGCAUCCCGCCGCCUCCAGCCGGCGAUGUGCCACGGGGCUGCGGGAGCGCUCCCACCCUCCCCCCCCGCCCUGCGCCGCGGAUCCUCCUCCUCCUCCUCCUAUCUGGGGCUUCAGUUUUAGGAAGCGAUUGCCAGGACGGUCGGUGGGGACUCCCCUCGCUGCCCGGGCGGCUGGGGCACAGCGGCAGUGUCUCCCUGUGCGGUCGGUGUUGGGAGCCGCCGGCCCAGCCCCUGUCCCRGCCCCGCCGCAGGGCUCGGGCCGGCCCAACUUGGCCCGGUCCUUCCGCGCAUCUCCGGGGCCGCCGCCGCUCGGCGACAGACACCCGCCAGGUAAAUCGGACCCCUGCUCCCCGACCGGCGUUUAA